AUGAUGGCCACAUUCAACUUGAGCAGCUUCAAUCCAGGCCCACUCAUCCUAUUGGGAAUCCCAGGACUGGAGAAGUUCCACAUCUGGAUUGGAAUUCCCUUCUUCACUAGCUACCUUGUGGGCCUUGCAGGCAACAGUGUCCUUCUCUACCUUAUCUUCAGGGAGCACAGCCUCCAUGAGCCCAUGUUCUUUUUCCUCUCCAUGCUGGCUGUGACUGAUCUCAGCCUUUCUAAUACAUGUGUACCCCAAAUUGUCAGCAUCUUCUGGCUGGGUCCUCAGAAAAUCACCUUUUCUGGAUGUCUUACGCAGAUGUUUUUUCUCCACUACAGCUUUGCCAUGGAUUCUGCCACCCUGCUGGCCAUGGCAUUCGAUCGCUAUGUUGCCAUUUGCUUCCCCUUAAGAUACAACACUAUUCUCACCCGUCAGAUUAUUACUAAGAUUGUGCUGGCUAUAAUCAGCAGAAGCUUUUGUAUAAUCUUCCCAUGUGUGUUCCUAUUAAAGCGACUGCCUUUCUGCCGAACACUCAUCAUCCCCCACACAUACUGUGAGCACAUAGGCAUUGCCCGGCUGGCCUGUGCCGACAUCUCCAUCAACAUCUGGUAUGGAUUUGCUGUGCCCGUACUGACUGUCACGUCAGAUCUUAUCCUCAUUGGUGUCUCCUAUGCUCUCAUCCUCCGUGCUGCCUUUCACCUUCCAUCCCGGGAUGCCCGCCAGAAAGCCCUCAGCACGUGUGGUUCCCAUAUUUGUGUCAUCCUUAUAUUCUACACACCAGCCAUGUUCUCUGUCCUCACCCACCGUUUUGGUCACAAUAUUCCUCACUCCUUCCACAUAUUGUUUGCCAACCUCUAUGUAGCCAUCCCUCCUGCACUCAAUCCAGUCAUCUAUGGGGUAAAGACCAAGAACAUUCGGGACAAGAUUAUCCUCCUGCUCUUCCCUAAAGGGACCCAGUGA
This is a messenger RNA of Choloepus didactylus (southern two-toed sloth), 951 nucleotides long. RefSeq names its product olfactory receptor 52H1-like. The transcript has a single exon. The coding region runs from base 1 to 951 and encodes 316 amino acids. Lineage: Eukaryota; Metazoa; Chordata; Mammalia; Pilosa; Megalonychidae. Gene Ontology annotation, biological process: G protein-coupled receptor signaling pathway. The record is from RefSeq and is a predicted model, not a curated record. Gene Ontology annotation, cellular component: membrane. Gene Ontology annotation, molecular function: G protein-coupled receptor activity; olfactory receptor activity.